UGACAAGAGCCCAUAAAUUGCGGGACCGGGACCCGAUUCGCUUGUCACCAGGUGGAGUGUCGGCGAGGAUAACCAUGAGCACUAAGGGCGUUUGCUGUGGCGGGAUCAGCGAGGGGAAGGCCGUCACCCAGGAGGUUCAACAGCUUGCCGAUUCAGUGAAGCCUCAGGUUGAAGAGAAAGCUGGAAAAACAUUUGAUGCAUUUGUUGUCAAAGCCUACAAAACACAAGUUGUAGCUGGGACCAACCAUUAUUUUAAAAUCCAUGUUGGUGGCAUUGACUACAUUCACGUCAAAGUAUAUGAAAAGCUUCCUUGUCAUGGCAGUGAAAAGGAGAUACUGGGCAUCCAGAACAACAAAUCAAUGGAUGAAGAACUAACUGCCUUUUGAAUAGAAAAUAUCUUGCUGUUAGUACUCUAGUCUUAUACAAAAUUAGUUUGUUUUAUAAUUUUAAGCCUCUGCAUUUUGGCUUUAUCAAAACUGAAGACAUUCUUAUUUUGCAUCAACUUCCAGCCAUAUAAACCAUAUCAUGUGGUUGGGAGAAGAGUGCAGAGGUUCAAGAAGUUUGAUUAUGUAUACCAUCCUUGAACUAACAUGAAAGACUUUUAUAAUCAAAGGUUAUUGUGGUGAAUUCAAUUUGUGUAAGGAAAAAAUCGGGCAUAAUUUUUGAACUAAAUUGUUUUUGUUGAGAUUAUGUAUACUUUUUAUUGUACUCUGCAGUUUAUUUUAAGAAAUAAAUG
Messenger RNA from Mobula hypostoma (lesser devil ray), 736 nucleotides. RefSeq names its product cystatin-B-like. Gene Ontology annotation, molecular function: cysteine-type endopeptidase inhibitor activity. Gene Ontology annotation, cellular component: cytosol. The transcript has 3 exons. Bases 75 to 386 code for a protein of 103 amino acids. Lineage: Eukaryota; Metazoa; Chordata; Chondrichthyes; Myliobatiformes; Myliobatidae. The record is from RefSeq and is a predicted model, not a curated record.